Messenger RNA from Rotaria socialis, 1419 nucleotides. The record is from the annotation of a GenBank genome assembly. NCBI's taxonomy places the organism in Eukaryota, Metazoa, Rotifera, Eurotatoria, Philodinida, Philodinidae.
AUGAAUGCAGAAGAUAACUUCUCCAAUGUUCAACGUCUUAACAGUGCUGUUAUGGCGAAAUAUGAAUGGGCAUCAUCUCGAAUGGGUAUGCAGAAAACUGGUGUCGAAGUACAUGAUCGUCGUAGUAAAACAUAUCGAAAGGCGAAUGAAUUUCUGCAAGGACUUCUUCAGAAGAGAAGUGAUGGCAGCUCACUCGAUGAUAAUGGUACCAUAGAUCGAUAUCGUAAAUUCCUUAGAUAUAAAACAAAUUUCAAUCAUGAUGAUAAUACAUUAGACGAAUUCGAUCGACGUUUGCGUUCAUUAAAUCAAAAUAAUCGACGAAAUCAAAUCUCAACAUUAAAGAAAUCUAAUAAUAUGACUGAAUCUAUUACAACCGAUUCACAAACAACAACAACAACAAAUGAAAUUGAAAAUAAUACCAACGAAUUAGUUCAAUAUUUAAAUCAUGAAAAACAAUUGAAAUCUUUCACAAACACUUCAUCAACGAGUACAACAGAUCGGAGUGUAUCAUCGACUAUAUUUUUUGACGAUAGUGAAAUAAAUAUUAGUUUAACUACUGAAGAACAUCAAUCAUCAUCCGGACACUCAUCGAUAUCGUCAUCAAAUCAUUCCAUAAGAAAAACAUUAUACAAACCAAUCGCUCGACGCGCUAAUGGCAGUGAAAUAACAGCUGAUUCAACUAAAAGUUCAUUACAAUCGACUUCGACAAAUGGUUUAAUUUUUCAACGUUGCCAUUUUCCACGUUCGCUUUUAUCUCGCGAACAAGCCAACGCAAAUAUAACAAUUAAAAGACAAUUACCAUCACCUCCCAUUCAACAAUUCGACAUAAGUCAAUUGUUUUAUUUACUUGAUCGAUUAGACAAUGAAAGUUCUCCUAGCGAUUUUACAGUUGCACUUGACCAAUUAACUUUAUCCACUGUUCAUAUGAAUAGAACCGACGAUAAUAUAUCAUUGGUUAGUGACAAUGAAUAUGAAGAUCAAGAAACCAAUUUUAUUAUUCCAAAUCUAUUCGAUCAAUCAACGCCGUUACCUGACUAUUAUAAAAUAUCGACUUAUCAUGUCGAUGAUCCUAAAAACCUUUCUCUCUAUACAAUGACAAUAGGUACAGUGCAAUUAAGUUCAUCUCAUUUAAUUCCAUAUUCAAUUCUUAACGGUCGACGACCCUUAUUAAAAUCUUCUGUGGGAACAGACUUUAGAAAAGUUCGUUCCAAACGACACAAACAUACUUGUCAAGUUACAGCUAUUGAAUCAUUGAUAGAUACUGAAUAUCUCAAAGAAAAUGACAUUAUACUAAAAAUAAAUUAUCAAGGUGUAUACCAUUUGUCUACUGAUGCUAUUCGAGAUAUUUUACAACAAUCAACCGAAAAUUCAAACGAUUGUCUAUUGACAAUAGCUCGGCUUUGUCAACCGUGUCUUUAA